UUGUGGGUCUCGACACAACCAACACACUUGGCUCUGUUGACCAACCACUUCUGAUACAAAGUCAAGAUACCCAACUACUUCAUACACAAUACCUUUGAGAUUUUUUUAAAAAAAGGGGAAGGGAAGAUGUCAUCGGGCACGGUCGGGAUCCAUUCGUCCCACAUCAUGUUCCAUCGAGCCCAACGAGAUUACGAACGACUGCAGCAGACCUACAACCAAUGGCUCAAGAAACGCGAGAAAACCAAGCAAGACAUCCUCAAGCAGAUCACGACCAUCAACGAGGCCGGCCACGAUCCCAAGAAAUCUACCAAGCUCUUGUCCAAACUUAAUGCCCAAUUGUCCGCCUUCGAAGAGGAAGAGGCCGAGGUGGCUGAUGCGGAACUCUUGCAACAUUCGCCACAUGCUCGUCCCUGCCAUCGUCCCGCCUAUCGUAAACUUGCUUUUGAGAACGCUUUGAAACAAUCCGAAGAGAAGAAGAGGCUUGCGGAGGAAGUUUAUAAUGCAGCCCUGGCAGCUAGACAAUCCGCCGCUGGAGCCGAAGCAGCGCCCAGCCAAUCUGCUGAACCAGCCGAGGCUGCAGAAGCACCCGAUGAAGCGGCGGCACCGUUAUCGCCAGAAACGGGGACCAGUAGUGCGCCGAAGCCGAUGAGCAGACUCAAGAAGAUCGAUGCGUUCUUGACGAGGUUGGAGAGUGGGAAGGGGAUGACCAAGACCUUUGCGCCCGAUCGCCAGAGCCCAUCCUAUGGGAAAUGGUCUCUCCGCGCCGGCACCUUCCAGCCCGGACGUGCCAAGCCUGCCUCAUAAUUCAUAGCCGAUACUCAAAUGCCAAUUUUAUCCAGCUUUGGCUACCAUACAUUUAUAUAUUAUACACGGCUUUCAGGUACAUCCAUCUGGCUAUUUUAUACCACGGCCUAUUCUUUCUUGGCUUGAACGAUCACAAUCCCCCCCCCCCCCGAAAUAUCCAAUGUACUUGUACGAUUAGCAUCAGCACCAGUCAACCCCCCUUAUUACCCCCUCAAAGGGCACAUUUCUACACAUCGAGUAGCUUGAAUAAUCCAGAUAACACGGGUCUCUUGAAUAUACACAACUACCUUCUUGAUUGUUCCUACCAUUCCCCACACCCCUUCUUUUCUUUCUUUCUUUCUUCUUGAACCUUAACAGAACAUAAAAACGAAACAAAUUGAUAAGAUGUGUAUCAACCAGUCUGAUUGAAUUUCUUGAACACAAGGACACACAAAUAUCCACUCCCAACAACCCCGAAAUAACUUGAUUUUAAUUCUUGAUAAAGUUAAUCUCUCCUUUUUUGUUUGUCUGUUUGGACGGUGUGGUCUGUCUUAGAAGUUCUUUCCUAGUAGUGAUUAAAUUCAAUGAUAAAGAAAUCUAUCUACUUAUCUAAAUGCUUAUAAUACAUAUAUAUAUAUCAAGUU
Molecule: messenger RNA, 1427 nt
Organism: Puccinia graminis f. sp. tritici CRL 75-36-700-3
Lineage: Eukaryota; Fungi; Basidiomycota; Pucciniomycetes; Pucciniales; Pucciniaceae
Exons: 3
Coding region: 127-804 (225 amino acids)
Source: RefSeq, a predicted model, not a curated record